AAAAGUAACACCGUCACGAAGAAUCACACCAACACAGGUCAAAGGUGAUGGUAAAAAGGGAAAAUCUUCACCAGCAUUUGCAUCAUCACCAUUUUCUAGCUCGCAUUCCAUGCUGGAUGGCCAUGGAAGUCCAGCAUCUUUACAAGAAGAAAGGGACUUGUUAAAAAUUAUGAAAUCUAAAAGAAAGAAUAAGGGGGAUUCCCCUUGGGGAUAUAGAACUAGUCCCAGUCCCCAAACUGGGAUCAGAUCCCCUCCAUCUCAUGUCUUAGGAGAUUUCAUCAUAACUCCACCAAAACACCCAACUGCAGUGCCUGAUGCAUGGCAAAAGAACAAAUCAAAACCAGAUGAAAGUUUGAUUUCAACACCUUCACCUUACAAGAGUCCUAAUGCAAGUGAAGCUUCUGAUAUUCUGACUGCAGACCCUGGAAGUUGUGAACAGUCUGAGAAACAAAGUUGUAUAGAAGAAAUUCAACCAGUACAAGCUGUGAAAGACAAAGUUAUUUUUCACAUUAAACUGGAUACUCUUGCUAAAAUUUAUUCAAGAUGUAUAAUAGAAAACCUGGUUCCUAAUGUUACAGCAGAAGUUUAUUUUGUGGUACAGCUGUUGACUGCAAGAGGCAUUGCUCACGAAUCAAGGCAAGAAGAAAUUAAUGGUAAUAAUUCAGAUGAUCAAAAUAUUCUGGAUUCAAUCCAUAAUUCCACUUACUUUGCUGUCACAGUGCUGGAAGAGAUUAAGAGAUUAGUUCUUCUGUUGGACAAGGAGACUCUUCGUUUAUUAGCUGAUAAUCCAAGGAUUGCAGAUUUUUCACCAGUUCUCAAAGAGACAUUUCUUCAGCAGUACAAAACCUACUCUGUCAAAAAGGUGACAGAGAUGAACUUUGUCAAAUCUCCCCUGGGUGGAGUACCAUUUAGUGUUGAACGAGACAAUAAACAGAAUUUUCCAACUGACAGAGCUUUCCACAACUUCAGAAAACAAAGGGAUGUAUUUUAUGAGCUUGUGCGAGAAUGGGAAGAUUCACAUUUGGCAGCAGGAUGGAACAUGGAGGAACACAUGGGAGACAGGAUAAGGGCUUUGGUGAAUCAGAAGCCAGAAUUGGCAAACUAUUCCCAUUUCGCCAGGCUGUUUAAGUCCCAAUUACUACAGAUGUGUGAGGAGGAGAGGAGUGGAAGUGAUUUUCGUUCAUCAAAUAUGCUUAGCAGUUUGCAAAAGUCAAAUCCAGAAAAAUUUCAGAGGCUUCAAGAGAGAUUUAUCACUCCUUUAUCAUCUGGAGGCCCAUGUCCUGCCCCCAGUUUUAGUCAUGUGCAAGAAUUCUUCAAAGGGUUCAUACAAUCUGCAGCUAGUCAUUCAUUCAAUCAGCAUCUAAUGGACUUACUGAUUGUGAAAAUAACUGAGAUCAACAAUAAAGAAUUUCCCUUGUCAGAUAUCAAAGUAGGAAGUGACAAAGACUUAUCAAUUCAAAAUCAGGAAGUACAACAUGAUUUUUCCAGUUGUUUACUGAAAAUAAGAAUUUUGGCAAAGUUCCUUGGGUUUUUGAUUUUCCAGCCUUAUCAUGGCACAGAAACUUCAUCACAAACAAUUGUGACUGAAACUCUUAAAUUAAGGAAUAGGAUUCCCAUUCACUUUGACAUUCUCAGUUACCUCAAGAAGGCCUGGUGCAGUGGGAGACUGGUGCUUACGAUACCAUGGGCUGUAGAGUACCUCAGUAUGAUGGACCCUGUGGCUCCUCUUCUAGACUACUUCUCUAUGGUCCUCAAUUUUCUCUACAUGAUUUACAGAGAAAGUGCUUCCCUGUUUUCGAAGAAAAUUUUGAAUCAUAGCAAGUUAUUGUUGAUCUCAUGUCUGGGAUGGUUUUUUGAGAUAUCAAUCAUUCCUGUCACAUUCUUCUUCAAAAGCCUGAAUGAUGUAAAGAACUGCAUUGAAGAUGACCUCAAAAGAAACUAUUCAGAUGUUAAACCCAGUCUGGACUCCAGUUGUAUUGUGGACCAUGCCAUACUCUACACUUGCUGUCCUUUCCUUAGUGUAAUAAGAACAGUGUUAGUGGAAGCAGCAGCUGGAAUGUCUGGAAGAUCAGGCCCAGUUAAAAAGAUAACACCAGUUUCCGCUGGCGAACCUUCCAGCAGAUCAUCUUCCCACAAACAGUUGCAGCUUCAGUUGGAAGAAAACUUUUUUCGCAUUCAGCCUGAUUUCCUGAAGAGACUAUCUGAUUUUACUGUGGAAAGGUUAUGCAGCAAUAUUAUAUCUCACAUUAAAGGAGGUAUAACUCCCUCCCUUUUGAAUGAAGGAGGUAAAAGAAUUCAAGCGUUCUUGGAUAGUGAAUUCUCCGCCAACACCAACACCGAUCAGGCAAAGGAAAAGUGCAGACCUCAUGUCCUCAAGAUCAUUCACUCUGUGACUGAUGAUGGUGUGAAAACAGCCUUGGAGACCUUGGAAUCCUGUAAGGAGAAGAGCUUGAAAGCCUUUCAAAGCCUUUGUCCUCAGGAAAUGAACUCCAAGGUUGUUACGACAGCAGCAAAUAUUACUACAAGACUCGUUAAAGAAAAAACCAUGGAUUGGAUUAACACAUCUUUUCCAAACCUUAUGGAGGAGGAACUAUUUGCUCAGUUUAAUAAGAUAGCAAACUCUAUUAUGCAUUUAAAAACCAAGGAACAGAAUGGGAACGGAGAACCUGAUCCACACAAUAAGGAUAUGACAAAAAUAUCUGAAGUGAGGAGUGAAAGGCACGUGAAAUGUGGUGAACCAGUUGGAGUAUCAGGCGAGAAUAUUAAUCCUGCCAUGAAAAUCAAGGCGUUACAGGCGGUCCUUUCAGAACAAUCAAAAUUACUUGCAAUGCAUUCAUCAAAUGAGAUACCAUCUGAGGCAGUAGACGCUGUUAGGGUAAUUCAGGACGCUUUGAUGGACGAGGGUCAGUUGGCGUUGAUUGGGCAAAUUACUGUUGAAUUGGUUUUUAUUUUAGCGUGUAGAACUGCACACGGGGUGAAAUUUGUUACAAAAAAUUGCGCACAAAAUUGUUGUGAUGUCGUCGACAACCUGUGCCUAUUAUGGAGCAAGUUAAAAGAAAGGCGUGUGGCGGUUCCCUUUGCAGGACUGCUUUCCAUUCCCCACGUGAACCUGAUCAUGUCUUUGGAGAACAAACGGGUCGUGUGGGAUAGUCUUCAAGAUUUAUUUCUUACGCUGAUGGACAAACAACUGGUUCGUGGAUAUGAGGUCGAGCAGUGUUACAUUGGUGCUUUGGGAAGCGUCACAGACGAGGAAACUUCUGUUGAGAUUGGAAGAGCAUCUUGUUCUUUGAUGUUGGCAUAUCACGAAGGAAGCAGACAGACAGAUUCGCAAGAUGAAACCCGCAGGGCUGUUCAUCAGUCUGAGUUUUCCCUUCUCCUUCCUGUUCUGAACCAGAAGUUUUCAGACAACGCUGUUUUGUCCAGUUUGUUGAGAGACUGCAUCAAGAAUAACUCUGGGGUCAUUCUAAUGUCAGAACUUUCUGCUGUGGAGUAAAAGACCUCUUUUCCCUCUGCGGUUUACAAUUACACAUAUAAAGAUAAUGCAUGGAAGGUUAACGAACACAGAGUGUGGUCUAUGAUUGAGGACAGACGAACCGACUUUUCAUACUGAUCUCUGUUGUAAUUUUCUUAUGUCAUUGACCGAGCGGACUCUUUUUUAAAAUUUGUCUAACAGUCGGUGUUGCGAGUUGCAAACUGUUCUGUAACGGGAGAAUUUAGGCAACAUGAAGUAUUUCUGACGACUUCGUCAGCGGUUCAAAUGAACUUGUCUCAGCCCACUACGAUAAGAAAACAAUCUAUGCUUUUUCAGGAAAAAUAGUUUAAAUCACAAACAACAGAAAUAAUUUUUUUUACGAAUAAUACAGAAAUAAAUAUAGAAUCGGGCAACUCAAAUUAUCUUAAUUUAUACUUGCAAAGCUGCUAAGACUGAGCAUAAUAUUGCCAUUUCACCAAAUUUGUACAUAGUACAGGAAGUAAAACCCAGCAUAAGUGUUUUUAGAGUAAAGAUUGUGGUUGUUGGGGUGAAUGACAUUGUCCUCCUCCUAAAUGCAAUUUUCACUUGAGUUUUGACUUGUUGUGUGCGUGGUCUACAAAAUCCUCGCCAACUUCUCAAUCAAUAAAAAAAAUAAAGCAAUUUUUAAAUCAA
This is a messenger RNA of Pocillopora damicornis (cauliflower coral), 4144 nucleotides long. Its product is annotated as codanin-1. Gene Ontology annotation, biological process: chromatin organization. The record is from RefSeq and is a predicted model, not a curated record. Gene Ontology annotation, cellular component: nucleus. NCBI's taxonomy places the organism in Eukaryota, Metazoa, Cnidaria, Anthozoa, Scleractinia, Pocilloporidae.